Homarus americanus (American lobster) is the source of this 4423-nucleotide messenger RNA. It is a transcript of the gene GckIII, whose product is annotated as serine/threonine-protein kinase 26-like. The record is from RefSeq and is a predicted model, not a curated record. The transcript is spliced from 9 exons. Gene Ontology annotation, molecular function: ATP binding; protein kinase activity. Bases 210 to 2765 code for a protein of 851 amino acids. Gene Ontology annotation, biological process: protein phosphorylation. NCBI's taxonomy places the organism in Eukaryota, Metazoa, Arthropoda, Malacostraca, Decapoda, Nephropidae.
GCCGCAGGUACGACGGUCCUCGCGUAGCCUCCUCUCUCUGUCUCCUGUGUUGCUUCUCGGUUUUAUUGUGCAUGAUCAUAUUGUUGCUCCCAGCGUGAGGAGAGGUGUUAGUAGUGGUGGGCGGCAGUGUUACGGUGGUAGUGAUCAAGGGCACCACAACACCGUUCCUAAAUAUUUACAGUAGUGAUCGUGCCAUGUAAGGCGGCCUCAUGCCUAGUCGCGGGUUUUUCUCGCGGGCGGUGCACUCCAGCAGCUCGGUGAAGCCUGGACCCGCGUCCCUCCCGCCGGGCAACUCUCAGGUGCCCCAUCCUAUAUACCCGGGUUCUACUCCUCAUAUAAAUAAAAAUGGUGGUUGGUGGGGAGUCCCUCCCUGGCUACACAGAGGCAACAAGGGCCUUCCUCGCCACAACUCAGGACCCAUUCCUCAGGUGUCCCCAUCAGGACCUUCAUCUUUUCCGGGCACCUCACCCGGCACUAUCAUCAGCACCCUCCCUGGCACCCUCCCAGGGACUCUUCCCGCCAGUCUUUCAGGCCCUCACCCUGGAAUCCACACCAGCACCCUCCCAGGCCGCACCAGUCAUCACCCAUACUAUCACCAUCACCCGCAUCACCAUGACCAAAAACAUCAAAAACUUAAUGUAGACCAUAAACAUCUUCAAAAGGUUGAACAGAAAAAGCAUCAACAGCAACUCUAUAAGAAUCAGCAGCAGCAACUUCAGCUUCAACAAGUGUCGUCUCGUGCCCCGUCGGUGUUAGGGUCUAGGCCACCCUCGGUGUUGGGGUCUCGGCCACCUUCGGUGUUGGGGUCUCGGCCACACACCCCUCAUGACCCCUUCAUAACCAACGGGUCAGAUAAUGGGCCACAGUCAUUGCCAUCCACAUGGCCGACACCAGUGCACCACGACCGAGAAGAGCAAGUUAUCCAACACCAGCAACAAGACCUCCUGCACCAGCACCACCACCAGCCGCUACAAGAACAACAACAGGAGAAGCAGGAACCAAAGAGAAAUGCUGCGCUAAAUCAGCUGAAGGUGGACCCAGAGCUGAUUUUCACCAAACAAGAGAGAAUUGGCAAGGGAUCCUUCGGUGAAGUGUUUAAGGGCGUAGACAAGCGUACUACGCAGGUGGUUGCUAUCAAGAUUAUUGAUCUAGAAGAGGCUGAGGAUGAGAUCGAAGACAUUCAGCAGGAGAUUAUGGUUUUAUCCCAGUGUGACUCUCCUUAUGUUACUAAGUAUUAUGGCUCCUACCUUAAAGGUACAAAAUUAUGGAUCAUCAUGGAAUACCUUGGUGGUGGGUCAGCACUUGACUUGAUGAAGGCGGGGAGUUUUGAAGAAAUGCACAUUGCUGUUAUACUACGUGAAGUUAUCAAAGGGUUAGACUAUUUACACUCCGAAAGAAAACUUCACCGUGAUAUAAAAGCUGCCAAUGUAUUGCUGAGUGAGAUGGGAGAUGUAAAACUAGCAGAUUUUGGUGUGGCAGGUCAGUUGACAAAUACAACCAGCAAAAGAAAUACAUUCGUCGGCACUCCAUUCUGGAUGGCUCCUGAGGUCAUCAAACAAUCUGCGUAUGACUCUAAGGCAGACAUUUGGUCAUUGGGGAUCACAGCCAUUGAAUUGGCCAAGGGAGAGCCACCUAACAGUGAUCUACACCCAAUGAGAGUUCUCUUUCUCAUACCCAAGAAUAACCCUCCACAACUUACUGGGAACUAUAGCAAACCUUUUAAAGAAUUUGUAGAGGCAUGUUUAAAUAAAGACCCAGAAAAUAGACCAACUGCCAAAGAAUUGCUCAAGUUCCCAUUCAUCCGCAAGGCCAAAAAGAAUGCAUACCUCAUGGACUUAAUAGAUAGGUAUAAGUCCUAUAAGAAGAAUUGCACUGAUACAGACACUGAUUCUGAUCCAUCUGAUUCUGAGGAUAGUCGCGUUGAAAGUGAUGUUGAAGAUCCAGCAUGGAUUAUGACCGUAAAAGGUCCUCCUGGUGGAUUGUCUCCAACUAGUAAACAGGAGGGAAUUCCAGCCACCACCACAUCACCGCUAUCCUCAUCUCCACCAAUUCAGUUUAAUAAUCUCCCGGCCUCAUCUGUGUCUUCCUUGGCUCACUCUCCACCCAAAGAAAAUAAUGGUGUAGUUUACAGAGAAAAAACAUCAUCUCCGACACGUCCAACAUCAGUUGCACCACCACCUCCAAAUGAAAAUGAGAAGCGUAGAGAUUCGCGUCACAUGGAUCACAGAACUUCACGAGAUAUGGACAUAUCUCCACGGUCAAGUGAACCACAUACAAAUGGUGAUGAUCGGCGUCUCUCACGGGAGUUAACAGAUAUGAGAAUUGAAUCAGAAGAUUCUCGGAAUGAUAGUGACCGUCCAGACAGAAAUGAAUUCAAUGACAGACGCCACAAUCGAGAAGUCCACCAUCCAAGGGACAAUAGAUCAAGUUUAGUGGAUGGUCGGGAGGUAAGGCGGCCAGAACAUCGUCUCACUUCUUCACACCCGCCACCUCCAAGAGCAAAAUCCCCUCCACCAACUACUAGCAUAUUAUCUGGUGUUGUGUUACCACUUAUAUCAGAGCUUCAACGUCGCCAUCGACUUUCUGGUAGGAGUGGAGAGUCCCAUCGCACAGAUGCUAUUGAGGAACUCAAAUCAGCAUUUGAGUCUGCAGAACGAUCAAGCCCAGGAGUUACUGAUGCUUUUAUUCGUGACCUAUUUUCAAAACUUCUCCCAAAUAUGACUGAAGCAAGGAUCAGGCAGGCACAUGAGAAUUUAAUGCGGUGAAGUUCUGGUAAAAUGUUUGUGUAUGAGGACCAUAGAAAACUACAAAUACAUGUUGUUUAUCAGUGAUACUUAAUUUAUCUCAUGAUGUUCAACAGUUUACACUUAGAAAACUCACAAGAAGGCUAUAUAUUUCAGUAUAUUGAUAGUGGAACAAUCUUGGAGCAGGAACUAAUAAAUUUCAAGUGCGACCUUGCCCCUACAUCUUCCACUUUUCAUAUCUCGAGUGAUAAUAGUCUUUGUACUCCAAUUUUCUUCCUCUCCCUGCCCUCUGACAAGGUCAUUUACUCAGGGCUAUUUGGGGACUCCAGUGAAGAAGGCAGGAAGAUUACUGCUCGUAUAUAGCAGUAAGUCCAUUGUAUGAGAAAAGUGAACAAAAAUUGAUGGGAGUAUGUAUUAGUUGUUUUACUUUAUUAUUUUUAUCAUUAUUAUUAUAGAAAACUACAUGAAUACAGGAUUUAAAUAAGAGGAUCAGGGAACCUCUAAAGACAAUGGGAAAUAUGUUCCCCGUGACAAAAUAAAACCAUGAGCACCGUGGCAUUGUACAUAACCCAUGACCUCAGUGCCUCACAUGCAGUGUCUUGAUUGGUGCCCGUACAUGGAUGGGCAGAGUGCAGCAGCAUCCAGUUCCCCGGUAAUAGAAAAAAAAUGAUUAAGUUAUAUUCCUGUUUAUGUAUGCUUACAGGUAACAUGGGAACAGGAAUGCUAUUUCCUUUAUUUUUGUUUAUUUAUUUAUUUUUAGUUUUUCAUGGUGAAACCUGCCUUUAUAAUUCCAAAUUCUAGUGAACCAAUGAGAUAAUGUUUUAUGGGAGGAAGAGGUAAGCCUCUUGAAUAGCUGUGUACUAUACUAGUGUAUAUACCCUGUGUAAGUCAGUGAAGUUAAGUGUGUCUGAAAUGUGUAAAUACUUGCCCCAUUUUAACCAUACUAAAUCAAAUCUAGUUUGGUUGAUACAAAUGGACUCCAGCUCCCACCCUCCUGAUGAUCCAUAUCAGUAGCUAAUCACUGCUUGGUAUAAUUUCUAAAUUAUUAGUCGUGUGAUUUUCUUUGGAACAGUGAACUCGCUAAAAUUGUCUUUAGGGAAAGUUUACUAAUCUUGAAAUUUUUACAAGAUCAUCAUAGUCAAUUCAGGCAUAUAUAAGCUAAUUUUUAAUUUUUGGACAGACUUUAGUCUCUCAAAAUUUCAAAUAAAGGCUCAAGAUCAGUGAUUGUGCCCCAUCUCUGCCAUACAUCCCUUUGUGAUACUUGCCCAUUUUUAGUAGCCAAAGAUGGUACUAUUUAUUUCUUGUUAUAAGACACUUGUUCUUUGAAGUGUCAAAGACAUUGUAGGUUGUAUCCAAUUCUGAAUUAUUUUAAUUUUAUAAGCUAUGAUGCAAGUUUGCCUUAGAAAAAAAUUCCUAACUUGAAACCAACAUUCCAGUAAUGGUGAUUAUCUUCAGAAUGAGAGUAGAUUUGAUUUCACCUAGUCCUACCCUGGUAAUGUUUUUUCCAGCUAUCUGAAAAACAUACAUAUGCUUACCAACAAACACACACACACACACACACACACACACUAGAGAUUAGAUAAAUAGUAUAUGCUCUUUUGUGAUCUUAUAUAUAUAUAUAUAUAUAUAUAUAUAUAUAUAUAUAUAUAUAUAUAUAUAUAUAUAUAUAUAUUGAUAAA